AUGGCUCCAUCACUCCAAGAUCGAGCCUCGACAUCGGCUUCAGAUAUCCCUCUCGCUGACCUCGAAGCCGGACCUCGAGCGAACUCAAACUUCACUGGAACCUCCCGCUGGAACGGUUUCUCCCAAUUCCACCCUUCCAAUAUCCUCGCGAACCCCAAUGGGCUGGCCCCGAAGGUGUCGCAGGAAGAUUGGCUGGCCUAUAUCGAAGAGUUAGGACAUAGAUUGACGGUCGCAUUGACUCCAAGCUUCCUACAAGAAUAUGUCGGUGGCGGCGCACACCAACCUACCAAGUUGCAUGCUAUCGCUGCACUCGAUGGACUACGUGGAUGGGCCUGUCUGCUGGUCUUCAACUUCCACUUCCUCUUCACAUAUACCUGGAAGGUUGCAAUUGGGUGGGGAUUUGCAGGCGAGAACUUUGGAAUUCACCAGCUACCCAUAUUACACAUGUUAAUCUCAGGCCACAUCAUGGUGGCUAUCUUUUUCGUCAUCUCCGGCUACGUUCUCUCCUACAAACCCUUGAAGACCAUUCGAUCCCGGUCAUUUGAGGAGACCUUUACCGUUUUGGCCUCGUCAACCUUUCGACGAGCACUCCGCCUUUAUAUCCCUUCCAUCGUUGGUCUCGCAUGUGUCUUUGUGGCUGUCCGGCUUGGCCUGUACAACUACUCGUGGGGUGUCAUUAAGGAGGGCCAUACCAUUGUCGGCACGAAUGAACAACACCCACCCAUUUACCGGUCUGUCUUCAAGCAGUUCUGGGACUUUUAUUAUACCAUCGCACACCUGCUAAAUCCGUUCGAUUGGGGUCUCUACUACAACAACUACAACCCGCACCUAUGGACCAUCCCUGUGGAAUUCCGGUGUUCGCUCGUGCUCUUCAUCACGACGCUGGCUACCUCUCGCCUAAAGUCUGUCAUCCGGAUGCCCCUCGUAGCCAGUCUUAUCUGGUUCUGCAUGCGCUAUGGUCGAUGGGAUGUCGUUCUAUUCUUGUGCGGCAUGUUGAUGGCCGAGAUUGAUCUCAUAAACGGAACAUGGGAGCGCCCUGCAAAUUCAGCAGCCAGGGACGAUAGGACACACAUCCGCUUUCACCCUGGCGGCAAGAUCAUGGCUACUGUCUCCCGUCGACGCUUAUGGAUCGCCAUCUUUGGUCUGGGUCUCUACAUUGGGUCAACCCCAAAUCUCGGAUUCAAGUGGACGCCCGGUUACAUGUGGCUUUGGAAGAUCACACCAUGGACAUAUCCCGAGCCACACCGAUUCCCACAGACCAUCGGCGCAACUUUGAUCGUCUUCAGCAUUAAUCACUCCCCCGACAUCCAGAAACUCUUCACCAAUCCGUUGUCUCAAUAUCUGGGCAAGAUCUCAUUUGCUUUUUACAUUGUUCACGGCCCUAUUCUGCAUUCCCUCGGCUACUCGAUUAUGCCUAGUAUCUGGGCUAUGACGGGCAAGGAGAGCAAUUUCCAGUACUGCUUUGGCUUCUUGAUUGGCUGGUCCAUCUGUCUGCCGAUUUCCAUUUGGGCAGGCGAUGUUUUCUGGCGAGCCGUCGACAUGCCGAGUGUGAAAUUUGCACGCUGGAUUGAGAGCCAAGUCAUUGCGAAAGGCUCACCAGCGACUGGAACUCCGAGUUUGUCGACCCCAAGGGCACAAACUCCGAGGAACCAGUGA
Messenger RNA from Penicillium subrubescens, 1656 nucleotides. Its product is annotated as acyltransferase family protein. Gene Ontology annotation, biological process: polysaccharide biosynthetic process. NCBI's taxonomy places the organism in Eukaryota, Fungi, Ascomycota, Eurotiomycetes, Eurotiales, Aspergillaceae. Gene Ontology annotation, molecular function: acyltransferase activity, transferring groups other than amino-acyl groups. The coding region runs from base 1 to 1656 and encodes 551 amino acids. Gene Ontology annotation, cellular component: membrane. The record is from RefSeq and is a predicted model, not a curated record. The transcript has a single exon.